GCCUCACAAGCUCCUCCUCUUGGGGCGCUGUAAAAUCGAUUCGCGGGACGCUGUGAGGUCGCGGAGCGACGAGGCGUUCGCCCGGUCGCGGCACCCACACGAUGCAGCCCCAGCAGCCGCCGGGCUUCUCUCCAGAACUUGGUGGAGAGGGAGAGUCCAAUGCUGUCGUCAUGGGAACAGUCGUCGAGGGAACAGUCGUGCAGCCGCCCGCCCAAUCCGUAACAAUCGUGCAGCCGGCCGCCCAACCCGUGGUCCUCGCCCCGCAAGAUGUACGUGCGCGCGGCCUCGCCGUCGUGCAGCCGCAGCCGGUGUACGGGCAGCCCCAGCCCCAGCCGCAGCCCGUCGUCGUGCCCCAGCAGCCCGGGACGUACGCGCAGCCGCCGUACGGGCAGCCCCAGGGCCAGCCGCAGCCCGUCGUCGUGCCCCAGCAACCCGGGACGUACGCGCAGCCGCCGUACGGGCAGCCCCAGGGCCAGCCGCAGCAACCCGGGACGUACUACGCGCAGCCGCCGUACGGGCAGCCCCAGGGCCAGCCCCAGCAGCCCGGGACGUACUACGCGCAGCCGCCGCCCGUGGCGUCCAAGGUGAUGCCGAUGCCCAUGAACGGCCAGAUGAUGAUGCCGCAGAUGAUGAUGCCGCAGGUGGUACGGGCCCCCGGCCAGUGGAACGGCGGCCAGCCGUGCGGGUGUUGCGACCCGCCGGGCGGCUGCCAGCUCUGCUGCGCCACGUGGUGGUGCCCGUGCGCGCCGGUAGCGCAGCUCCACGACCGGGUCGUGAGGCCGGGGAGUCACGGGGAGGUCUUCGCGGUCCUCUGCAUUGCGCCGGCCCGCGCGGAAAUCAUCUUAAACGGAUGAACGCCGACACACCGGUUGCUUUGCACGCAGGCGACGGUUUUCAAGACGGUCGUGAGCUUGCUUUUGACGGCGGCUGGGGUGAACAUCGACGGUAUGCUGCAGCGUGGAAUCGUCUUCGCGUCGAGGGCGUGGGGGGCUGACGCGGUCGAUCGUCCGCACAGGCCUGCUGAACAUGCUACUCGCUUUCCUCUAUUUGCUUUACAUGAACCAAAUAAGAGAGGCCAUCGUCAAGCGGGACGGGAUCGCCGACCGCGGGCUUAUCUGCUGUGGCGACCCUUGCUGCGACAACUACUGGUGUUGGCCCUGUCUGACUUGCUUCUUCAUCCGGCACGAGCUCAACAGGAGCGGCGAGACCUACGACGACUGUUGCGGGCCCAGCUGGUCCCGCGGCGGCGGGCGGGCGCACGUCGUCUGAAUGAAUCCCGCGUCGGCGCGCCGGGCACUUGUCACGAACCCGCCGCCGCCCCCAAUGUGAAUCCCCAUUGAAUCCCCACAACUCCGAAUCCCCAUUGAAUCCCCACAACUCCGUGGUCUGGAUGAAUAAACACUGUUAAUUUG
Pelagomonas calceolata is the source of this 1412-nucleotide messenger RNA. The record is from the annotation of a GenBank genome assembly. NCBI's taxonomy places the organism in Eukaryota, Pelagophyceae, Pelagomonadales, Pelagomonadaceae.